UGUAUAUUAUAUUGUUCGCAGCACAACAUUUAUUCCCUAAGAUGUUCAAUUCUUUGGCCAGCUACCUCCUGGGCACAACAAGUGUCGAUCCUGUACCUGAAGCUACAGAGUUGAGAUUAACAAGUAUGCCAGGCGAUGAUGAUUGGGUGCUUAUUGAUCGUACUGGUAGUGCAGGUGAAAGUGAUACAGAAACCUCUAUAGAAAGUAUAGGUGAUAUCGAUGAUGAUGCUGUUCGAAUAAUUACUCGAACAUCGUCAUCCUCCUCAAUUCAAAGGAGUUCGUCGUGUUCUUCUUUACCAUGUACAUCGAUAGAAGAGUCAUGGUUUAUAACCCCACCACCAUGUUUCACAUCGGCGGGUCCUAUACACAUGGAAACGUCACCAUUAGAAAAUUUAUUAAUUGAGCAUCCCAGUAUGUCUGUAUAUCAACAUUCAACAAAUACGACAUUAAUGUCGUUACGACGGCACAAUUCUGCACCUAGUUCAGCUUCCUCUGUGCAUGCAGAGGAUCAGGAGGUAGAUCGGCUAGAAGAUACGGCAGCAACUCCUUACGCUUCUGUAGUCACGGGGAAUGAUAGAGAAGUACCUCGACCAAAUAACCCACGUCCUCAUCAAAAUAAUCUUAAUCAUUCCCUUCGACAACAGCAAGAGAGGCAGUGCCUUAAUGUUCGGAAUGCCCAAAAGGUAAAAAUACAAAAGGCAUGCCAAACACUAAAAAAAAAUUAUAUAGAAAGAAACAACAAGGCUCGUGAAGUUAAUUUCCGUAAUCGACGACAAAGACGAGGUGAACGGUCGCAGGGAGCUCUGCGAUCAAAUGUAAAUAACAAUCGUAAGUGCUGAGCUAGCCCAGCUCACUCGAUCUCAGGCCCAGCACUAAUAUAAUUAUAUUUGUAUGAAGUAUUAGGAAUCAAUUUUUAAUAAUU
Molecule: messenger RNA, 922 nt
Organism: Chrysoperla carnea
Lineage: Eukaryota; Metazoa; Arthropoda; Insecta; Neuroptera; Chrysopidae
Gene: TP53INP
Product: tumor protein p53-inducible nuclear protein 1
Exons: 3
Coding region: 42-839 (265 amino acids)
Biological process (GO): positive regulation of DNA-templated transcription; autophagosome assembly
Cellular component (GO): autophagosome; nucleus
Source: RefSeq, a predicted model, not a curated record